This is a messenger RNA of Quercus lobata, 573 nucleotides long. RefSeq lists its product as uncharacterized. The record is from RefSeq and is a predicted model, not a curated record. Bases 1 to 573 code for a protein of 190 amino acids. NCBI's taxonomy places the organism in Eukaryota, Viridiplantae, Streptophyta, Magnoliopsida, Fagales, Fagaceae. Gene Ontology annotation, molecular function: nucleic acid binding; RNA-DNA hybrid ribonuclease activity. The transcript has a single exon.
AUGGUGGCUUAUGAAGAGAAAUAUACAGCACUUGAGAAGACAUGUGUAUCACUUGUAUGGGCUACCCAAAAACUCAAACAUUACAUGCUUGCUUUCAAGGUCUUGUUGAUUGCAAGAAUGGAUCCUUUGAAAUAUCUAAUGGAGAAGCUGGUGCAAGAUGGGAAGACAGCUAAAUGGGUUCUACUUUUGUCAAAAUUUGAUAUCAAAUAUGUGACUCAGAAGUCUGUAAAGGGAAGAACAAUUGCCGAUCGCUUAGCCCAUUGUUCACCCAAAGAAGCUAAAGAAAUCCAAAGGGACUUUCCAGAUGAGGAUAUCAUAGGGAUAGAGUUAGAACCAUGGAAGAUGUAUUUUGAUAUAGCAACUAAUCAGAAUGGAAAUGGCAUUGGAGUUCUCCUAAUUUCUCUAAAAGGAACACACAUCCUAUUCUCUAGUAGGCUCAACUUUUCUACCACUAAUAACGCCACUGAAUAUGAAGCUUGUAUUAUGGGGUUACAAGCAGCCCUUAGUCUUGAAAUAGAAGAGUUAGAAGUGUAUGGUGACUCAGCUUUAAUAAUUUCUCAAAUUCAAAAUUGA